UCGCCGUGAGGAGGAGGUGGAGGAGGAGGCGGCUCGGGGAGAGCGAGCAGCGAGCCGGAGCGCGGAGCGUCAGUAAGGGAGCCUAGCCAUCCGCUGCCGCCUCCCCUCCGCAAGCAGGAGCCCCGGCCGGGGCCCGGCACGCCGCCCCCGCCCCUCCCUCGUCGUCAGGCCGCGAGGGCAGCGCGAGCGAGCGAGGGGGAGGGCGAGCGAGCGAGCGCCGGGAGGAGGCGGCCGGACCGAGCGGGCGCCCGCGCGUGUGGCGUGAGGGGAAGCCGCCUGCCCGCCCCCUUCGCCUUCCCUUCUCUCCCCCUCCCCGCUCCCCCCCCGACCGCGGAGCAGCACCAUGUCGGCGCCGGCGGCCAAAGUCAGUAAAAAGGAGCUCAACUCCAACCACGACGGGGCCGACGAGACCUCAGAAAAAGAACAACAAGAAGCAAUUGAACAUAUUGAUGAAGUACAAAAUGAAAUAGACAGACUUAAUGAACAAGCCAGUGAGGAGAUAUUGAAAGUAGAACAGAAAUAUAACAAACUCCGCCAACCAUUUUUUCAGAAGAGGUCAGAAUUGAUCGCCAAAAUCCCAAAUUUUUGGGUAACAACAUUUGUCAACCACCCACAAGUGUCCGCACUGCUUGGGGAGGAAGAUGAAGAGGCGCUGCAUUAUUUGACCAGAGUUGAAGUGACAGAAUUUGAAGAUAUCAAAUCAGGUUACAGAAUAGAUUUUUAUUUUGAUGAAAAUCCUUACUUCGAAAAUAAAGUUCUCUCCAAAGAAUUUCAUCUGAACGAGAGUGGUGAUCCAUCUUCAAAGUCCACUGAAAUCAAAUGGAAAUCUGGAAAGGAUUUGACAAAACGUUCAAGUCAAACACAGAAUAAAGCCAGCAGGAAGAGGCAGCAUGAAGAACCAGAGAGCUUCUUUACCUGGUUUACUGACCAUUCUGAUGCAGGUGCAGAUGAGUUAGGAGAGGUCAUCAAAGAUGAUAUUUGGCCAAAUCCAUUGCAGUACUAUUUGGUUCCUGAUAUGGAUGAUGAAGAAGGGGAAGGAGAAGAAGAUGAUGAUGAUGAUGAAGAAGAAGAAGGAUUGGAAGAUAUUGAUGAAGAAGGGGAUGAGGAUGAAGGUGAAGAAGAUGAAGAUGAUGAUGAAGGGGAGGAAGGAGAGGAGGAUGAAGGAGAAGACGACUAAUUGAACACUGAUGGAUUCCAACCUUUUUCUUUCUUUCUUUUGUUUUUUGUUUUUUUCUUUCU
Urocitellus parryii (Arctic ground squirrel) is the source of this 1239-nucleotide messenger RNA. It is a transcript of the gene Set, whose product is annotated as SET nuclear proto-oncogene. Lineage: Eukaryota; Metazoa; Chordata; Mammalia; Rodentia; Sciuridae. The record is from RefSeq and is a predicted model, not a curated record. Gene Ontology annotation, cellular component: nucleus. Gene Ontology annotation, biological process: nucleosome assembly.